Molecule: messenger RNA, 2859 nt
Organism: Amphibalanus amphitrite
Lineage: Eukaryota; Metazoa; Arthropoda; Thecostraca; Balanomorpha; Balanidae
Product: dnaJ homolog subfamily B member 12-like
Exons: 9
Coding region: 247-1341 (364 amino acids)
Biological process (GO): cellular response to misfolded protein
Cellular component (GO): endoplasmic reticulum membrane
Molecular function (GO): Hsp70 protein binding
Source: RefSeq, a predicted model, not a curated record
AAUUUAAAUAGGUUUUCCAAUCAAGCCGCUAGGUGUCCCAAGAGCGUAUGCAGCAUUUCACCGAAUAAUCUAAACCCUAGCCCGUCAAAAGGCAAAAGCGACAAUUUGCGGCAUAUAUCUUGAAUAGUACAAUUAUAUUUUCAUAUUUUUAUCAUCUUUUGAGCUAUUCCAAGGAUAUUCGAUUGCAGUUACAUGUUUGUUUGGUGAGACCUAGCAGCAGCACGUCCCGACGAGCCUCGCCGCACCAUGGACGCCAAUAAAGGGGAGGCGGAGCGGUGUGUGGAGGCCGCCGAGAGGGCCAUGAAUGCCGGCGAGCGGGACAAGGCGGCGCGCCUGCUGCGGAAGGCGGAGAAGAUGUACCCCACAGAGAAGGCCCAGUCGCUGCUCGAGCUGCUGAACCGUCUGGGCGAGUCGACACCAGACGGCGCUCGCUCCCGUCCGGCGGCCAGGGCGCAGCACCGCCGCUCGGAGACGGAGGAGCCGCGCGCCGCCCCGGAGGAGGCCAGCUACACCAAGGAGCAGCUGGAGGAGGUCCGCAGGAUAAAAGUUUGCAAGGACUAUUACGAAAUUCUCGGCGUCAGUAAGGAAGUAACUGAUUCCGAACUGAAGAAGAAAUACAGGAAGCUGGCUCUGCAGUUUCACCCGGAUAAGAACAAGACGCCGGGUGCCGGAGAGGCCUUCAAAGCCAUCGGCAAUGCGUUUGCGGUGCUCUCUGAUACCGAGAAGAGGAAGCAGUACGAUCUGUAUGGCAACGAGGACGUGCGCUCGAGCCGCGGCCGCGGACACCAUCACUAUGACCCCACGCACGGCGGCUUUGAAGCCGACGUCACUGCUGAGGAGCUGUUCAACAUGUUCUUCGGUGGUGGCAUGCCCUCGCAAAACAUCUACAUGCGUCGUAACGGACGAUGGACGCGGGCGCAGCAGCAGCACCGCGCCCGCCAGGAGCGCGAGGAGGCGCCGACGUCUUCACUGGUGCUGCAGCUGAUGCCCAUUCUGCUACUCAUCUUCAUGUCAAUGAUGUCGAGCUGGUUCGUGUCGGACCCGCUGUACAGCCUGCAGCCCUCCAGCAAGUACAGCAUGGUGCGCAGGACGGGAACGCUCAAGGUGCCCUACUACGUGAAGCCCGACUUUAGCACGGAAUACCAGGGAAGCCUAUAUCGGCUAGAAGCAGAGGUCGAAGAAGAGUAUGUACGGAUGCUACGCAACGCCUGUCUCAAGGAGAGGACUUACAAGGAGAACAUGAUGUGGCGAGCGCGCAGUUUUGGCGACAGCAGCCAGUUGAAGAAGGCGCAGGGUCUGGGCACCCCGUCCUGUCAACGUCUGCAGGAAAUCUACACGUAGACAUCACGCCGUAUCGGCACCUAGAUUUCCGAAUAUACACCGCAGUGGGUGAGACGGUCGUCCCUGCUAACCUCCCUGGGCACUCGGUGAUCGUAUAAAGCAGCCUGGUCGGUUUCUAUGUUGGUAGAUUACAAUUUGCCAUGUCACGCUGAGUCCGAUCUCGAGUGACCGAUCGGGUCGGAUGUCUGAACAGGGGACGCCCAUGUGCUGGUGAACGUCCUCUUUAGCGUAGAAGGGGUGCGGUGGGUAGGCGUCUAUUUCGUCCAUUCAGGGCGUUUAUUCGUUCCUUGGUGAGAAUGUUAGAACGUCUCUCGCAGAGGGGACGUAGUAAAUCGUGAUGGGGGGGGGGGGGUAGGAGGGAUCUGGGCAGGAGCGCCCGGGAUGACGAGAACGCUGUUCAGAUGGUCGGUGCAAUCGCAUAUUAUCGAGCUCCGCCGUAGAGGCUAUGUGUGUGUUGUGCGCCGCGCAGUGACUAACCCCUCGAGUGUUCAGUUUGCACCUGCAUCACCCACUGAGUGGACCGCGCUCCGCACACCGACGCGUUGGCGUCACACUGGCCCCCGCUGGCUCUCGGUCGCCGCCGGCCGCCGCGGGGCCGGGCCGGGCGCUCGUGAUCGGGCGCCGGCCGGCCGCCGCCGAUUGGUGCCGCUCCCCCGGGAGCAGUGAACGGUCCCGGCCACGUACCGGCACCGCCUGCGUGUCGCCGCGCACCGCUACUCGCCCCGGGGGUCGCGGACGGGCGCCGGAAAUAGCCAUCGCCGCACCGCGGUCAUGCGUGGCUCACUCCUGUACGGCGCGCUAGCUAGGUUCGAGUUUUAUCCUCUGGUCACUGGGUAGUGUGAUAAAAACGGUAGAAAAAGCCGUCAAGAGACCUUGUGUUCUCCUUGACGGAUGUGCUGCUGCAAGGAUAGCUGAUAACUGUGUGUGGGCGAAUCCUGUGUGAUCCUUCCCCAGACUGGGAGGUUGUGAUGAUCCUUGGGUGGGGACGGUUCGAGGUGAUUGCUAGAAUGUCGAGUGAGCGUCUGCGGUGCCAUGGCCAUGAGUUUGGUGUGCUGUCUACCGCGUAUAGGAGCAGGAAUCGACUGCCCGCAGCAUACCGUGGCAAGAUCUGUAGCUAGAUAGCACUAUGAUUAAACAGCAUACCGUGAAACUACAUAGAUAUAUUAUUUCGAUUUCGUGUCGAACGAUCUGUCACUGUUGUCGCGUGUCCCGUCUCGAUUCACAUACGUUUUGUUGAAACGUUCGCUGGCAAGAGGAUAUAGUACACCGCCUAGAGAACGACGGUCGUUGGCUAGACGAUGCUAUUCGCUAGCUAUGAACGGCCUUCACCUCCUAGAGCAGCGUUCGCUGUACAAGAUACGGUGAUCGCGCGUAUGUUUGACGCAAUAUCACCGACUGACGGUCGUGUAGUCGCCGAGACCGCAAUGCGAUCAAUAACGCGACACGAUGUGUCUAUGAGUGAUUAUAUACAUUUAUCUAUGUGAUUUUAACUUAAACAAUACACACCAUUCGAAGUCA